Molecule: messenger RNA, 506 nt
Organism: Strongylus vulgaris
Lineage: Eukaryota; Metazoa; Nematoda; Chromadorea; Rhabditida; Strongylidae
Source: the annotation of a GenBank genome assembly
AUGCAAGAAGGUCAAACUGGUUGCAAGGUGUGUCCGCCAGGACCUGUUGGACCUCCAGGACAGCCCGGCCAACCAGGUCCUCCUGGUGGAAACGGUUUGCCUGGUAAUCCUGGUCUUGAUGGGCCACCUGGCGAGAGAGGACCUCCAGGAAAUGCCGGUAACCCUGGAAGUCCCGGUCCACCUGGAAUUCCCGGAAAACCUGGUGAGCCAGGAAGAGAUGGCGAAGAAGGUGGAGUUGGGCCCGCAGGCCCACCGGGACAGCCCGGAAUGCCUGGCAACAGAGGGAUCAAUGGAGAACCUGGCAGACCAGGACCAAUUGGUCCUCCUGGCCAAGCUGGUGAGAACGGUCCACCUGGCGAGAAUGGAGCUGGUGGUCCUCCUGGAGCUCCCGGUGUGCCUGGACAGCCUGGAACGCCUGGAUCCGAUUCGCUGUAUUGCCCUUGUCCGAGAAGAUCCACAUGGAGUGUAAAAACUGGUCGGAAGAAAGCUGUGGCAAAACAUUAAAG